Messenger RNA from Vigna radiata var. radiata (mung bean), 761 nucleotides. RefSeq lists its product as uncharacterized. The coding region runs from base 216 to 758 and encodes 180 amino acids. Lineage: Eukaryota; Viridiplantae; Streptophyta; Magnoliopsida; Fabales; Fabaceae. The transcript has 2 exons. The record is from RefSeq and is a predicted model, not a curated record.
AAUAGAAGAACGAUUCAAUGAGGCUGACAUUGGAGGUAAAGUUACCAUUAAGCAGAAGUUACUUGACAUUACUUGUCCUACAUUGACAUCAAUGGUCCCUCCAUUAGAUAAAGUCAAGACAAAGGGUGCAAAAAAAAAGAAAAGUUCAACGAAUAGAAAGGUCUACUACGCGGGAUCCAUCAUAUUUUGAGUAUGUCGACGCCUUUCAUUCAACCAUGGAAUCUNCAUCUGUGAAAAGUAAAUUACAAACAAAGCUAAAUGUAGUGAAGAAAAAAAAAGUUGUAAUGAUAGACCAGUUUGAUUCUAUUACUCACCCCUUCAUUGUGGACGUUGUUGAUGUUGUAGCUUAUGGUAACUGUGGAUAUAGAUGCAUUGCUACAUUGUUAGGACUGGGAGAAGAUUCAUGGCCCGUUAUUAGAAAUGAUUUGUAUAAAGAACUCAGUAAUUGGCGUGAUGAAUACGGAAGACUAGUAGGAGGCACUGAUGUAGUAGACAAACUGAAACAGUCUUUGUUGGUGGAGCAGCCACAGUCGACGGCUAACAGGAACAAGUGGAUGACAUUACCAGACAUUGGUUAUGCAAUUGCUAACCGNUAUAAUGUCAUUUUAGUGUGUAUGUCAUCCUCUCAAAAUUAUACUAUCUUCCCACUACGUUCCACACCACCUUCUGAUAUUACUCAACAUCGCUUAAUUUGUAUAGGACAUGUUCAUGGAUGUCAUUUCGUGCAGGUAAUUUUAUUAAUUUGUGAUUUCAUUUGAAAA